AUGCGUCCAGAUGAACUCGCAGAAAUUAGCUUGGCUGAAUUUGCUGUUCGAUUCGAAUCUGUGUCCAACUCUACGUGGAGUGAGGAGGAUGGAGAUCUGGAGUUAAGAGACGAUGAAGCACCUUCAUCACGGUUUAUUCGAUUGCUUGAUAAUACGCGGAUGCGUAUCAGAAAUAAAUCGGCAGUAUUAAGAACACGGUAUUUCACUUUAAACAGUGAUAAAGAAGCUUACUACUACAGUUUAAUAGUAUGCCACGUGCCAUUCCGCGAAGAAAGUGAGCUUCUGCUUGAAGGAGAAACUGCCGAGGCGUGCUUCAUUAGGCGUCAAAGGGAACUCAGACCGCUACAGCGUAACGUGAGUGUCGAGGAAUUUGCUCACGCGGAACAAGUUAUACAGCAGGCUCUUGUUCAAGCAGUUGCACUUAAUGCUGCCCGCGAUACACACAAUAAUAAUGAUGACCCUCCUCCGGUAAUUUGUGACGGUGAACAAAUCAUGAACGACGAUGACAAUUAUUGUGAAGACGUAUCUGAAACAUCCGCAAUGCCCGACGAUGUUUUCCUUGGAAACAUAAGAGGAUUAAAUGUCCAGCAAAAAGAUCUUUUCCAAAAAGUUUCUGUGGCUGUGGAAAAAGAUUUACAAGGUGAAGAGGAACAAUUGCUAAUGUUCAUCACAGGAGGUGCAGGAAGCGGAAAAUCUUUCGUCCUAAAACUGCUCGUUGAACAUAUCAAACGAUGCUACGCACCUACUGUCGAUAUUUUGCUUAAGGCUAAGUUUGUGGAAGUUGGGUCUUUGACAGGAGUUGCUGCACGUCAAAUAUUAGGCAAGACAUUACAUUCCAUAUUCUGUCUCCCAAUUGAAAAAAGUAACACAAUGAAUUACGCUAAAAUAUCAGGACAGAGGUUAGAGAACGAGAGACGGAAAUGGCGGCACAUUCACUGGCUUAUAAUCGAUGAGAUUUCAAUGGUUUCGUAUGAAAAUUUGCGAAUCAUUCACUUACGCCUUCAGGAGUUUAAGAAUAACAAUAAAUUAUUUGGAGGAGUCCACAUACUGCUUUUUGGAGAUAUCCUGCAACUCCCACCUGUAAAAGGACAUUGGUGUUUUAUCCAACCACCUCGAUUUUCAGCAGAAGUGAACCUAUGGCAACAGUUUUCAUUUUGCGAGCUGACAAUCAAUAUGAGACAACGCAAUGAUUUGGAGUUCAUUGAACUUUUAAAUAGCUUACGAGUUGGCGAUUUAACAACAGCUCAACUUCAAUUAUUAUGUGAGCGGCGACAUGUACCUUUGGCAGGUGAUUUUGCAGACGGGGCUGCUGUCCGCAUUUUCCCUACAGUUAGACAGGUCGACGGUUACAAUGACAAAAUGACCACUGAAAACGCUAAAGUUCAACGCGUCUACACAUUUAAUGCUGUAGAUGAAUCUCGCGAGACGGCAACGUAUGGUAAGAAGCCACCAGAGAACGUUAUCCCUAAGGACGUCAAUAACUGUGGUGGCUUCUUGCCAACCAUAAAAUUAGGCGUCGAAUCACGAGUGAUGCUGAGGCGAAACAUUUCCGUUUCCGAUGGACUAGUAAAUGGGGCAAUGGGAAUUUUAAAAAAAAUUAAAUGGCCCGCCCUGCGCCGUGAUCAGUUGGAAGAAGGAGAAUUACCCGAAGCCGUCUUGAUUAAGUUUGACGAUGCUACUAUUGGGGCUAAAAUCAAAGACAACGAUGGCUGUGUAGCAAUUUCUCCUGCUUCCACGACCUUUCAGGCACUGAGGGGAUAUGGAGAUGUUGAGCGAAGAAUGCUACCAAUAAUUUUAAGUUGGGCAGUAACAGUUCAUAAACUGCAGGGAACAACACUCGAUAAGGCAGUUAUUGAUUUAGGUAAAAAAAAUUUCGCUAAAGGACAGACCUAUGUAGCUCUAAGUCGAGUUAAAACACUAGAAGGCAUCGUUUUAUCGGACUUAGAUGCAAACAAGUUAUUGAAUAGACCCCAUGACGAGAAGGCUCUUAAAGAAAUGUUGAGGUUGCGCAAUUUGCCGUAA
Molecule: messenger RNA, 2022 nt
Organism: Leguminivora glycinivorella
Lineage: Eukaryota; Metazoa; Arthropoda; Insecta; Lepidoptera; Tortricidae
Product: ATP-dependent DNA helicase PIF1-like
Exons: 1
Coding region: 1-2022 (673 amino acids)
Biological process (GO): telomere maintenance; DNA repair
Molecular function (GO): DNA helicase activity
Source: RefSeq, a predicted model, not a curated record